This is a messenger RNA of Aspergillus ibericus CBS 121593, 1091 nucleotides long. RefSeq names its product NAD(P)-dependent oxidoreductase. Lineage: Eukaryota; Fungi; Ascomycota; Eurotiomycetes; Eurotiales; Aspergillaceae. Gene Ontology annotation, molecular function: NADP binding; NAD binding; oxidoreductase activity, acting on the CH-OH group of donors, NAD or NADP as acceptor. The record is from RefSeq and is a predicted model, not a curated record. The transcript is spliced from 3 exons. Bases 105 to 1091 code for a protein of 328 amino acids.
CAAGCAUCGGCUAGUGCUGACGCAACAACCCCUACAGAAACCCCGUCUUUUCUUCAUCCAAUACCCAGACACUAUAGUACAACCAGGACUAUACCAGACUAAUCAUGGACCCUACCGCCAGCGCCAACCAUCCCCGACUCGGCUGGAUAGGCCUCGGCUCAAUGGGCCAAGCCAUGGCCGUGAACCUCCAAACCCACCUCUCCCGCACCAACGCCCCAUCCCUCCACUUCUACAACCGGACCGAAGCCCGUGGCUUACCUCUCCGCGAGAUUGGGGGCACGCAAAGCCCCAAUAUCCAAUCCCUCAUCGCCAAGGUAGACAUCUGCUUUCUCGCCGUGACGGACGACAAUGCAGUCAAAUCCAUCAUCAAUUCCAUGAUCGAGAACCCAGAUCACAUCCGGGAUAAGAUCAUCGUUGAUACGACGACCGUGCACCCGGAUACAUCUAUCUGGGCCGAGCAAUCUCUCCAGGGUGUAGGAGCCAGCUACAUCGCAUCCCCCGUCUUCGGUGCAAGCCCCGUCGCUAAAGAAGGGAAACUGCUUUUCGUGAUCGCCGGUCCAGACGACGCCAUACAAUCCAUUGAACCAUUCGUGGUAGGUAUCAUGGGCCGGAAGAUCCUCCGAAUGGGAAGGGAUGUUACGCGGGCGAGUUUACUAAAAAGCACAGGUAAUUUCAUCACAGCCGGAAUGAUGGAACUCAUCGCGGAAGCGCACGUGCUAGCCGAGAAAUCCGGACUCGGGAAUGACGUGCUCGAGUCGUUGAUCGACGAACAAUACGGGGCGCUUCCGUUUGCGAUGUCGAAACGCAUCACGGGGGGUUAUUAUCUGCCCGAGCGAGGACAGCGGCCGUGGUCGGAUCUCAAUCUGGCGAUUAAGGAUGUUUCGUUGGGGGUGAGUUGUGCCGAGGGAGUCGGGGCUAGGUUGCCGGUGGCGGAGGUGGUGUUGGAGCAUUUAUGCGAGGCGAGGGGGUAUGCGGAGGGGAAUGGGCGGGCGUUGGAUUCGUCGGCGAUGUAUGGGAUUUUAAGGGAGAGAGCGGGGUUGGGGUUUGAGUCGGAGGGGGUGAAGAAGAGGGAUGGUGGGGGUUCAGAAUGA